Paramecium sonneborni is the source of this 1001-nucleotide messenger RNA. The record is from the annotation of a GenBank genome assembly. Lineage: Eukaryota; Ciliophora; Oligohymenophorea; Peniculida; Parameciidae.
AUGAAUAAUUUUUAAAUCAUCUUAUUUGUGUUUUUAACAGCAAAGACAGCAAUUCAAAUCAUUCAUCCAUAAAAUUAUUAGGUGUUAAUCUUUUAAUGGUAAAACUAAUUCAAUAUAUUUAUAGGUUUGUCUUGAUUUUAAUCCAAUAAAUAUUUGAUUUGUUAGGUGUAUUUAAUUCAAUCUUUUGGAUCUGUUUGAUGGCAUAAUUCAUAUUCACAUUUUUGAAAUUUCAUCAUUUGAAUUAUUGUGUAAGUUAUCUCCAAAGCAUUUAAAUUGAUAAGUUCCUAACAGAAAUCAGAUAUCAAUUAUCAUUUGUUUUAGUUACAACAACAUCAAAGAUAAUCAAAUUGAUUUUCUUUAAGUUAUUACAAUCUAUUGAGAAUUAAUAAUUGAGUGAUGAACGUCAAUCCAAAUUACAAUAACAAUUAUUAGAUGUGAGUUAAUUUAUUGAAAUUGAAACAUAAAAUAGAUGCAAUAAAACUCAAUAUACAUAGAUUAUGGAUUAGACAUUAAAUCUAAAUUACACUGUUAUUGAAAAAAGUGAUGAUUUGCCAUCAUAAUAAAAUAGAGAAAAUUUAGAAAUUCUUAAAGAAUUGGAAUAGAAUGCUUCAACUAAAAAAGAACAAAAAAUAGAACCAAUUAAACCACAGAUUAAUGUUUAACCUAUUGCUUAAUAAGUAUAAGUAAAGAAAUCACCUUAAGAAUAUUUAAAAAGAUCUUUACCAAUUUAAAAUUCUGUAUAAAAAACUAAGUCUCCAGAGUAAAUUAAAUCACUUAGAUCAUCUACUGAUUUGACUGCUUUGAAGAAAACAUUGGAUCUUUUAGAAACUGAUGAGAAAAUCUCAUAAAGAAUUGUAGUUGAAACAUUAUAAGAGGCAGUUGAAGAGAGAAAAACUGCCGCUUGUAUUAAUCCUUCAAAAAAGGAAUUAUUUUAGAAGAUGUAAUAAUGCAAAGAGAAAAUUAUAUUACAAUAAAAAUAGAAUUCUAAUUUUUAUGAAUGA